AAAAAAAUAUCUGGAAACCGGCCCAACCGCGUUCUUUAGUGCUAAGAUUUUUCCAGCGCGAUGCAAGGAUUGUUUAUGUUGGGUUAUUUGGUCGGUGAUUUGACCCGCGUAGCAGCCCAGCAAGUGUUUCCCCAAACAUGGCGGACGGAAUGUAUUCGAAUUUAUUACAUCUAGAAUGAAAUUAGACCGAAUAAUCGGCACAAAUGAAUAGCUGUAAGUGCGCGAGGUAGCUCGAAUCGUACUUAAUGGAUGUAAGAAACGAUCGGUACAACGACAGGUGAUUCGAGUCUGUGGGGAUUGUGCGGAGACUAAAUGAAAUAGGAUUUUGCCGCGCGCGGCCGAGUCUGUCGGGGCAACCGUGGCGGGGCCCCCAUGGUUGUAAAUGGCUGACGAGAUGGAAAAUGAAGAAUAACAUUCGCCUCUGAUAUUCCGGCCUAGACGUCAAGCAGCCGGGUAGAAAAUGUCGGAGCCAGAGGAGAGUCCGGCUGUGCCGGAUAGCACAACUAAGGAGCAGCGUCUCGGUUUCUCUCAUGGCGAAGACGUUCUUCUCCAGCACAAAGAUGGCAAAUAUUAUCUUGGUACUGUCGUAGAGGUUGAUUUGGCCAGGGAAAGAUGUCUUGUCAAGUUUUUAGACAACACGUCUUCCUGGUCAUCGGUAAAAGAGUUGGCGAAACUGGCAAUGCCAGAAUCAGACGUGAUGUGCGUAUUGUGCAAGAAGUCACAACCCAAGGCUGACAAUGAUAUUGUUGUGUGUGAUAAAUGUGGCCGUGGUUAUCACCAGCUUUGUCAUCAACCGCAAAUAGCUAAGGAAGAAACAGUUCCAGAAGCACAUUGGAUGUGCAAAAGAUGUAUAGACAGCCAACCAAGGACUCGAGAGCCUGCCGAGCCCAAAAACUCAAUGGUCAAGGCAAACAUUAGGAAAGUUUGUAGUGGGAGAGACCAGCCUCAGCCUCCGCCCGACGAUAUGACCAAAUUACCUUACGAUCCUGAAAUGCUCAGCUGGGAUGCACAUCAUAGGGUGAAUGCUGAACAAAUCUAUUGCUACUGCGGUCUGAAUGGUGAAUGGUAUACGCAAAUGUUGCAAUGUGCGAGGUGUAAACAAUGGUUUCAUGAAAAAUGUGUCAGCUGUUUGACGUGCCCCCUUUACAGCGGUGAUAGGUUCUAUGUAUUUGUGUGUUCGAUGUGCAAUUAUGGUAAGGAAUUUGUUCGUCGCCUGGAGUUGAAGUGGGUCGAUUUGGUACACUUGAUGCUGUACAAUCUGACGGUUUACAAUGCCAAGAAGUACUACGAUUUAGAUACUAUUAUAGUACCGUAUGCCAACGAGAAUUGGAACGCCUUGCAACUUCCACCAAGGAUACGAGAUGUAAGCUCACAGGUGCGCAGAGAGUCCAUCCUCCAAAUAUUGACGAAUAACAGAAACAGAUUCAAGUGUGGUAGAGAGAUUAAAAAACGCACCACCAUCUGGGGACUGCGUGUCAGAUUACCGCCCCCUUGUCCAGUGGUGAACCUUCCCACCACUGGCGUCAUAGAUGAUUCUGUGCUUCGCAUGUGUUGGGGGGCUAAUAAAAGACUACAGUACCUUCCACCGCCCACCGAUCCCAAACGUCCUGUGCCAGGAGUUCAGUCCCAAGGUGUUAAGGAUGCGAGGUAUAAAAAGGCUAGAAAACUUCUGAAGAACGCCAUUGCUAAGAGUAAAUCGCGAAGCCCGGAAGCGUCGGAGCUGCCGCCGACGCCGCCGACUUCAGUUUCCGGUCCGCCAACGCCACCGGCGACAACAUCGUCAGGAAUGUCAGAGCUCUCAGUGCCGAGUUCUAUGGACCUGAUGAACACGCUGCCGUCGUCGACGCCUGCGGACACGAGUGGAGACGAAACGAGCUCUCGAGGGACGCUGGACUCGUUCAUCCCACCGCCGAAGGACUUCGAGGGGAAGAACAACCCGUUCAGGAACCUGACCGACCUUCUGGGCCAGGGUGGCUCGAGCACGCCGUUGGCGUGCGGCAGCUGUCCGAUAACGCUGCCAUUGCCGUUGACCCCCGUCAUCGCCCAGCCUCCGGUCGUGCGGCCGACGAAGCGUCAGCUCUCGGAGAAGGACAUAGUGAUAGACAGGAAUGGGCAGGUAAAGCGACGGCGGCAGCACCGGAGAGGACGGCCACCGCACCAGCCGUUCCAGCCGACGGCUAUAAAAACGGCGGCGAUAACGCCGGCGCGAAACAGCGAGGUGAAGAGCGAGUUCGUCCGGAACCUCCGUAGCUCGUUCAACGGCUCGUCGAGCAGCGGAAGCGGCGGUCAGAUCGGAAACUGCGUGGACUACGCGCUAAACGGAAGAAGGCUCAGGCAGCGACAGAACGGCGAGAAGUUGCCGCCGCCACCGGAGCCGCAGCCCCUCGUUCAGAAGAAAGGCAGCGUACCCUCCUCCCCAAAGUGUUCACCAGUGAAGCAGAACGCUUCCGACAUAUCUAUGGAUGAUCUCAAGUCCUCGGUUAAUAUUUAUUUCGGCGCUGCGAACAGGAUCGCCGCCGGUGAAAAGUUCGUCGUUAGGGCUAAACGCGUCGCCGCCAACGGGCAGACACAGUAUCUCGUUGAAUGGGAGGGUCCGAACACCUAACGACCGAAUGUCCCUCCUUAAGUCUCAGACUCCGGACAAAUCGUUCAUUAUAAUGUAUAAUAAAGUUAAAUUGUUCAGUGUUUUAUCGAUGGAAUGCCUGCAAUUGCUGUCAGUCUUUACGCGAUAAGAAUAUCAGAGUUCGGACUAUAUUCACUGAUGUCUUCAACGGGUAUCCUUAACUGAACCGCAUACCUAUGUCUUUUUAAUGUAUAUUGUGCGACUGUUUUUGUACAUCAAAUUGUUGCGUGAUUCCUGUCCAUUUUAUCUUUUAUACAUCAAAUUUACUACUUAUUAUUAUUAUUAUUAUUAUUAUUAAUAUUAUUAUUAAUAUUAUUAUUAUUAUUAUUAUUAUUCUUUGUCUCCACGUCAUGUGACGGAUAUUUUAUCGCAGAAAAUUAAAAUUUCUGGUUCAUCGCUGGCUGAUGAACCGAUCAGGUAUUUUAAUUCGAUCUAUUUUGAUCUACGUUAUUAUAGGUAUUUAUAUACCUACUUAAUCAUUAUUUUACCUUUGAAUUAUUCCAAACCGUUUCCGAAUAUAAUGCAGUUGGUCGUCAUUCACUUAACGUUACUAUUCUCUCUCUCUCUCUCUCUCUCUCUCUCUCUC
Molecule: messenger RNA, 3209 nt
Organism: Diprion similis
Lineage: Eukaryota; Metazoa; Arthropoda; Insecta; Hymenoptera; Diprionidae
Gene: Pcl
Product: metal-response element-binding transcription factor 2
Exons: 9
Coding region: 461-2605 (714 amino acids)
Biological process (GO): chromatin organization; regulation of DNA-templated transcription
Cellular component (GO): nucleus
Molecular function (GO): chromatin binding; DNA binding
Source: RefSeq, a predicted model, not a curated record